Molecule: messenger RNA, 1416 nt
Organism: Trypanosoma theileri
Lineage: Eukaryota; Euglenozoa; Kinetoplastea; Trypanosomatida; Trypanosomatidae
Product: citrate synthase
Exons: 1
Coding region: 1-1416 (471 amino acids)
Biological process (GO): carbohydrate metabolic process; tricarboxylic acid cycle
Cellular component (GO): mitochondrial matrix
Source: RefSeq, a predicted model, not a curated record
AUGCGUGCCUACAGCCGUAAUGCCAUUCUCCGCUGCUGCGACGGUCUCUCCCGCCGCCAUGCGGCCGCCAGCGACGAACUGAAGGCCGCCGUGUUGGCGCGGCACAACGCCGACGCACCGAAGAUCAAAGCGAUGCGGGAGCGCUACGGCCCGGAGUCGCUCAGUAAAGCCACCGUCGACGCGGCGUACAGCGGGAUGCGGGGAAUCACCGGUAUUGUCUACGAGCCAUCGCUGCUGGACGCCGAACACGGCAUUCGCUUUCGCGGUCUCACCAUUCCGGAGUGCUGCGAGCGAAUCCCAAAGGCCCCACGCGGCGGCACCGCACCGCUGCCGGAGGGAAUGUAUUGGCUUCUCAUGACAGGGAACAUCCCAACAGAUGCGCAGGUACAAGCACUUGGUGCCGAACUGCACCAGCGAGCAGAUCAGGAGAUCAUUGAACAAGCCAUUAAAGUUAUCGCUACAUUGCCAGAAAAUGCACACCCCAUGACUCAAUUGGCUACAGGCAUUCUCGCACUACAGACACAUAGUAAGUUUGCAGCGGCCUACGCAUCAGGGAAGGCUACAAAGGCAAAUUAUUGGGAAUACGCCUUGGAAGACUCUCUUGACAUCAUCGCCCGUUCUCCACAACUGGCUGCAGUGAUUUACAAUCGCCUUACCACUGGUAAGGUGGCUCUCGCUAACCCCAGUGAUAAAAAUUUGGACUGGGCUGGUAACUUUACCAACAUGUUGGGAUUCAAGGAUGAAACGUUCUGGGAUUGUAUGCGACUUUACCUUUCCUUGCAUUGUGAUCAUGAGGGUGGUAAUGUUUCAGCUCAUUCUACUAUUUUGGUUGCAUCAGCCCUCAGUGAUCCUUAUCUAUCCUAUACUGCCGGACUUAACGGUCUUGCUGGCCCUCUUCACGGACUUGCAAACCAGGAGUCACUUACCUAUUUGCUGGAAAUGCGUGAUAAGUGCAAGGCGGCUGGAUUAGAUAUGAGGAACCGAAAAGAACUUACUGCUGGUUUGGAAAAGUUUACAUGGGAACGAUUGAAUGCCAAACGUGUGGUGCCUGGUUUUGGACAUGCCGUGCUGCGUGUUACAGAUCCCCGUUACACAUGUCUGCGUGAAUUCUGUCAGAAGCACUUCCCUGAAGAUGAACUCUUCUUGCUUGUAGAUGCCAUCUACUCCAUUAUGCCAGAUAUUCUUACCAAACACGGUAAGACCAAGAACCCAUUCCCUAAUGUGGACGCCCACUCUGGUGUUGUUCUUCAGCACUAUGGCCUUACAGAACAGGUCUACUACACUGUCUUGUUCGGUAUUUCCCGUCAAUUAGGCGUUCUGACAGGUGUUGUGUGGGAUCGUCUGCAGGGUCGUCCUAUUGAACGUCCAAAGUCCAUUACAUCGGAAGCGCUCUUAAAGCAGUUUAAGAUGGAAUAG